This is a messenger RNA of Gongylonema pulchrum, 201 nucleotides long. The record is from the annotation of a GenBank genome assembly. NCBI's taxonomy places the organism in Eukaryota, Metazoa, Nematoda, Chromadorea, Rhabditida, Gongylonematidae.
AUGAUAAGCUACCAAACGUUCCAGAAGAUAAUAUCUAAAACAAGACUCCGGGAACAAGCAUCCGCCCUGGUUACAAAAGCCGCAACCGGCGCCACAUUGGAAUUAAGUGGAGCGGUAACGCUAAAGGAUUUAGGCUACUGCCUGUUCGACUAUCCGGAGAAUGCUGUGACGCAACAACCAGCGGACAUGGCACCGAAGUGA